AUGGACGGUCCGGACGGCUUCCCAGUUUUCUUUCAUUGUCCCAGCCUGGACGAGGAGCAGAGGAGGAGGAUAGAGAAUUAUUUCCACAUUCGGCGCAAAUCAGGUGGAGGAGAGUGCAGCUCGGUGAUGGAGGUGGGGGACAAAGUUUACAGAGUUGCUUUUAAAGAGCGACAAGCUCAACAAAGAGUUCUUCAGAAGACGGAGCACGUGCUGGAGUUUCCGGAUGGUAACUUGGUGCUUUCUGUACGAGACAAUCCAGGGUCCAGCAAGUCCUCGGAUAAAACUGCCCCAACUCCAGAAAAAAUAACAAACCCAAAGCAGGAUUUAACAUCAGCACAGGUACGUUUGGAAAACCAUCUUCUUUUCUCAAACCUGCCACCAAGUGGUGAAAAGUAUGAACUACAGCUGGACCCUUAUGUCUUUCGAUACUUGACGGAAUUUCCAAAAGCCAAGACAGAGCUGGAGACAAAUCUUGCCACCAUGUCCUGUUCUGCUCACUUUCACCCAGAGGAGGAUACAGUUUUAGUCAGACAAUUGGCCCAGCUUUCUGCUGCUGCAGGUGGAGUUAGUAACUGGAAAUCUGAAGUAGAUAAGCUCUUUGACAGUUACACGAGCCACUAUGAGUUAGACUCUCACAAAAUCAAAGCUUUGCUGCUGUCCCGCAGCUCUCAGCAGAGUGCUGAUGAGGUAAAGGUGUACAGUGAGAUUGGAGCUGCUGUUGUUGUCGGGAAACGUUCCCAGGUUAAAGCUAGGUUAACAGACUUCGAGUCUACAAGCGUCAAACACAGAAGAUCAACCUCAGGUGAGUCAAAAUCUACCAUCUAUCGAAUUGGGGAGGCCAAACUUAGCCUCCUCUGGAAAGAUAUUGAGUCCAGUUUGGGGAGAAACCUUCCAGAAGUAAAGGCUACUCAGGCAGAUGAAGGUAAACUGUUGUUGGAAGGCUCUGUGGAGGAUAUCCUAAAGGCUAGGGAAGUGAUCACUGAAAAAGAGAAACUGGUGUUCAAGAAGACUAUUUCUGACAAGACCCCAUAUUUUUUGUCUUUCCUAAAACAAGUCUAUGGUAGUCCAAGAAUGCUUUGCGACGUCUUAGGAGUUGGUGACAAAGUGGAAGUAGAGUUGCAAGACACAGUGCUAAACUUCUUCUCCCACAAUGCGGACAAACUAAAUGAGUCAGAAAAAAUGAUGGAAAAAAAAUUCAAGGAGGUUAAAUAUGACGUUCCUAACUGUUCUGUUGUUCCGUCUGAGCUUCGUGAAAAACUCAAGUCCAAGACAAAUGAGAUGAACCAAAAGGAGUGCAGGGCUAAAGUUGUGUUUGGUGCAGACAACACAGUGGGUUUACUUGGCCACACUAAAGAGGUUGACGAGCUCAGUGAUGCCGUCACAGAGUUUAUUUUGGACCAGUCAAGUGUAGAAGGAAAGGUCUUACUCCCUUUCCCAGAGUUAGUUCAACUCUUACCAGAGUUGUUGCAGUUACAUAAUUUUGACUUGUCAGGAGUUACCUUUAGCCCUGUAACAGCUUCCUCUAAACCCACUGUGGUGCUCGAAGGGUCAGCCAACAAAGUGACAGAGGUCAGGAAUAGACUAGGCCCAUUUCUGGAUUCAAUUGUUCAAGACAAUGUUACUCUUGACCUGGCAGGGGCAGCAAGAUUUUUUGAAUGUCACUCUGGAAGACAGAGUCUAUUACAAGUUGCUCAAGCUAAUAAAUGUCUCAUCCAGCUUGAAGAACAGCCUCACAUUAGCAGACAGAAUUUGGAUAUUGUGAAAUAUAACCUUCAGCAUGGGCUUCAGGUGAUGGUUUGUGAAGGUGACAUCACAAAACAAUAUGCUGAUGCUCUGGUAAAUGCUGCCAACGAAGAUUUAAAUCACACUGGUGGUGUUGCAGCUGCACUUAGUAAAGCAGGUGGCCCUCAAGUGCAGAGAGAAAGCCAUAGAAUUGUAAAACAGACUGGAAAGAUCCCUACUGGUGAAGUGGUAGUGACUACAGGGGGUAACCUAAAAUGCAAGAAACUGCUGCAUGCUGUUGGACCUGUAGGCGGAAACGAUGGUGGCAGAGAGAGGAUCACACUAGAGAAAACUGUCCACAAUGUUCUUAAUUUAGCUGAAAUGAUGGAGUUCAAGUCUGUUGCCAUGCCAUGCAUAAGCUCAGGUGUGUUUGGCGUUCCUAUUCGAGUGUGCUCUGAUGCUAUCGUAACUGCCAUUAAGGAGUUUGGUAGUCAGUGUGGGCGAAGUCUGAGCAACAUAAUGCUAAUAGAUAACAGAGCAGAGGUGGUGAGAGCCAUGCAGGAGGCAUGUGACAGACUUCUCCAGGAAAAAGGUAGCAAUAAAGGCCCACCAGGAGAUGUGAGAUUCAAGAUGAAUGAAGGAGCAACUGCUGGAGCCACUGAAAAUACUGUCCAAGUCAAGAUUAUUCAAGGGAUCAUUGAGACUCAACAAGCGGAUGCCAUCGUGUCUCCUAUGGUGGGCCUUAACCCUGCCUCAACUAACGUUGGGCAAGCUUUGGCCAGUGUGGUCGGGCCAGAGCUGACAGCAAAGUUUCAGAAGGAGGCAGGAGGAGCAACGCAGGCAGGAGAAUUAGUUGUUGUAGAAAACUUGCCUGGUCUUAAAUGCAAAAUCGUCGUCUUCCUUAACCUAAACCGCUGGGAUAAUGCUCAAGAUGGAAAUUCAGUCCAGGAGCUGAGGCAGGGAAUAAGAAAAAUUCUGUCUUCCUGCGAGAUUAGAGGCUUUAGCUCAGUUGCUUUUCCAGUGCUUGGGACCGGUGCUCUGCUAGCUUUUCCUCACAUGCUAGCUUCCAGUGUUCUUCUGGAGGAAGUCCGUGCAUUUGAACAGAACCGAAUUCACAAAACGCUUUUUUUGGUCUACAUUGUUGUUCACCCCAAGGACAAGGAAUCUAGCAAGGCCUUCCAGUCAGCCCAGGGAGCUUUGCAUCUCAAAGGAUUAACAAAUGAUGUUAACCCAAAUCAAGCUUCCUUUUAUCGUCAUGUCUCUGGGUCAAAUGAUGAAGUCACAGCCUUGUUGGGUGGAGUCAAGCUUGAGAUGGUCUGUGGUGACAUCACUAAAGCAGGAACAGAUGUUAUCGUCAACACCACUGGCUUUUUAAACCAACACUCUGGUGUCUCCAAAGCCAUUCUGACUGCAGCAGGCUCGUCUGUCCAAGCAGAAUUAGCCAAAGCGGGCGUUCCUGCUGAUUUGAUGUGCACCACAGGACCUGGGCUGCUUGGCUGUAAGGAAAUAAUUCACGCUGACUUUAAAGGUGACUUACAGCUUACCCGCAAAACCUGCAAAAAAAUACUGUUGCAGUGUGAGAGCAAAGGAUUCAGCUCUGUGGCCUUCCCAGCAAUUAAUACAGGACAGGCAGGUGUAAGAAAUGAUGAAGCUUGCAAAGCCAUGCUGGAUGGCAUGGUUUCAGCAAUCACAGAAUCGAAGCCAAAGUCUCUUUCACUCAUCCGCAUUGUCAUCCUGCAGCAACCAGUCUUUCAAGCUUUCAGAUCUGAACUGGAGGUCCGAUUUGGACAGAUUGUUCAGCGUGGCCUUAAAGAAAAUGCUCUGCUAAAGCUCAAGAAUCUGCGAGAUAAGUGUUCAAGUAGGUUUUCUACAGCUUUCGCAUCUCAAGGCCAGUCCUUCAUCUCCUCAAAGCCCCAGCCAGCAGUGUUACGAGUAAUUAGCUGUGGUCAAGACAUCAAUAAGUCCAUCAAAACUGAUUUAGAAGGGUUAUUGAAGAAGGAGCUGUUAGAGCGAUCUGUAAAUAUGGAUGAAUUUUCCAAGCUAAACGAAAUGGAGAUGAGUGCUGUGCUGGCAAAAGUCAAACUUGCUGGAAUAAGCAUGGAGCAUAAAAAGCAUCAAAGCUCUGAAGCAGUGAAUAGAUCAGGGAGAAGGGCUCACUCUGGGUCAGGUAAAGACGUGUAUGUGCUGAAAGGCUUAACAGAAGAUGUUUUGAGUGUCAUUGAACUGAUAAGCAAAGCAGUUCACAAAGCACUUGAAGAAGACCUCAGAGAUAAGGAGGAGGCGAUGAUGGCACUUACUGUUGAGUGGGCGAUGAAGGAUGACAGUGGAGAAUGGCAAGAGCUGAGUCUGCAUCAUAACUACAUACUGGAAAAUGCCUACCAGACAAAACAAGUGUUUGUGGAUUUAGAGACACCAGGUGCCACAGUGAUGAAAGUAAAUUUGAGGACACUGGAAGCCACAGAGUGGUCGACUGGCAAAACGUACAAACUGAAAAGGAAUGAGUCAAAAAAAGAUUUGGAGUUGCCACAACACUGGGAGCCUAUGAACGGAGAAUACUUUAAAAAGGUAGAGCUCCAGCGUAACUCAUCAGAGUACAAGAGAGUUUCCGAUGAGUUCCUCAAAACAGCUAAAUACAAAAUUCUCAAAAUUGAGCGCAUCCAGAACUUCUACCUUUGGCAAGCCUUUAGUGUGUGUCGCCAACGUAUAGCUGCCAAGAAUGGUUUAGCAGAACUUGGUGAAAAGUUUCUUUAUCAUGGCACAUCAGCAGAGUCAUGCAACUGUAUCGAAAAAGACAGAUUUGACAGGAGUUAUUCUGGAACGCAUGCUGCCGUAUAUGGAAAAGGAGUGUACUUUGCAGUCAAUGCAAAUUACUCAGCUGAUAGGUUUUCCCCAGCUGAUACAUCAGGCCUGAAACGACUGUAUGUUGCUCGUGUCCUAACGGGUCGUUACACAGUCGGUAAAUCCUCCAUGAUAGCCCCCCCUCCACGAGGUUCAGACCCCACAGACUGCUUCAACAGUUUGGUGGACAACGCGCAGAAUCCCUCUAUGUUUGUUAUCUUUCAUGAUGACCAGGCGUACCCAGAAUACCUCAUCACCUUCAGUUGA
This is a messenger RNA of Nematolebias whitei (Rio pearlfish), 4827 nucleotides long. RefSeq names its product protein mono-ADP-ribosyltransferase PARP14-like. The transcript is spliced from 15 exons. The record is from RefSeq and is a predicted model, not a curated record. Gene Ontology annotation, molecular function: NAD+ poly-ADP-ribosyltransferase activity; transcription corepressor activity. NCBI's taxonomy places the organism in Eukaryota, Metazoa, Chordata, Actinopteri, Cyprinodontiformes, Rivulidae. Gene Ontology annotation, cellular component: cytoplasm; nucleus. Gene Ontology annotation, biological process: negative regulation of gene expression. The coding region runs from base 1 to 4827 and encodes 1608 amino acids.